CUGCCCCUGAUAUUGCGUUGUAUUAGGCGGUGAAAACUUGAAUUUCAUGAAGAAGCGGUAAAGAGGAAUUUGAAUUUUUGGUUCUGUUCCUCAGAGUGCCUCCCGAUAUUGAUCUAAGUGCAAUUUGUGUGGAUUUAUUGAGUUUUUGAGCAAUGACUAAAGAGAGUUUAUCACGUAGACGGGUUUCGGUCAACUUUUCGACAGCCGAAGCGGUUUCUUCCAUCCGUGACACCAUCGAUCGGUUGAAUCAGCUGUGGGACCGGAUAAAUAUGGAGGAAUGCAUGAGAUGCAGACGUAUCGAGAAGUUUUUCCUGUAUAUUUCCGAUCUUCUGAAUCAAAUGGUAGCUGAUGAAGAAGAAAUGGUUGAAGGAAUACAGGAAGGUAUCGAGGAAAUGAAUAGGCAAGUAGAUGGUCUGUGCAAAGAACUUCAUUUACCUCCAAUUGGGAGGAUCCAUAUGAAACCAGGCUCACUCGCAUUGUAUCGUGCACUGCAUCAAGACAUAGGACGACUGCAGAGUUUGAAAGAUGAUAGGUUGCAAGGACAGAAAAAGUUAGUUGAGGAACUUGCAAAGCUUGCGGUGCAAACCGGUGAAGAAAUUGAAGACCUUCCAUCAAGUACAGCUGUUUGUGAUGAUGCGGCUAUUGUUCGUCUUCAAGAUCGUGUCUCUCAUUUGAAUGAAUUGCUUACUGAACGCAUGGAACAUUGUAAGCAGUGGCAGGUGGAUAUGAAACGUUGGUACAAGCAAAUGGGUAGUACGCCGUCAAAGGAAUUAGGCAAGACAUUCACCACUUUGGAUUUGGACAGUGAAGAACUAGUUUGGGAUAAGCAUUUCGUGGAUGAAUUUGCAAGUGCUUUUGAUGAGGUUAAAGGGGAAUAUAACGAAUGGAUUGAGCAGGCUUGUUUUGAUUAUACCGAGACGUUACUAAGACUUUGCGAGCUUUGGGAUUUAUGUCAUGUUCCAGAUGUAGAACGAAAUAUUGCGCGAGAAUUCAAUCCAUCGAUCCAUACUGUGCAUGAUAUCCAGCAAGCAAAGGAACAAGUGCAGUCGUUAGAAAAAUUUCUCGCUGAUCGAGCGGAAGUAUACAAGAAAAUGAAGGAGUGGAAAGAUCUUUGGAAUGAAAAAGUUGAGUUUGAGCGUCGCGCAAACGAUAAAUCACGUUAUCACAAUCGUGGUUGUGAGCUGCAAACAGCUUUGAAGCGACAAAAAUUCAUUGCGCAUCGACUUCCAAUCAUACAAAACGAGUUGAAGGAGGAGGUGGAGAAGUACGAGUCAACUCAUGAUAAUCAGAUUCUGAUGGACGGGUUAUCACCCUGCGAGCAUAUCGAAUCCAUAAUGGAAGAAUAUAGAAUAAAUAAGGAGCUUGAACGUAAACGAAAGAAACAAGUGGAGGCAUUCACAGGUAGCACAUCGAAUAUAUCAAAUAUAAUUACUCCGAAGAAGCGUGGCGCUCCGUCAGCCUUUACUACUCCUUGUUCUUCAGCUAAAGUAGCGAAAGUAAAACCACUUACACGAUUUGAUCAGACAGUAUCAAAGGGUCCAGAUACAUUGCUGUCACAUAUGAAAUCUGUCUCAGCAAGUACGGCAAGCCUUCACUCGGUGAUCACGCCCGUUCGACCACCAACGACCGGACCGAAAACUUCAUCACCAUUAAGAUCGGCCGACAAAGGAACCAGAAAACCGUUAAAGGGGUUUAAUCUUCCACCGCUAUAUAAGACACCUAAAAAUAGAAAGUACCGUUUUGAGUUAGCAUGACUGGUAGAUUAUUAUGCUGUUGUUUUCUGAACUCAAUUCUUGAGAUCAUAUUAAUUUUGCCACCAGUAUUUCGAUUGUAUGUGCUGUAACAAAUAACUGAUGUCAAAUUUGCUAGUGCAGGAUUUUUUAAUGUUUUGAAUUUCAAUUCUGUGUAUUUUUACAGUAAUAUUCGUCC
This is a messenger RNA of Loa loa (African eye worm), 1929 nucleotides long. RefSeq lists its product as hypothetical. The transcript has 12 exons. Gene Ontology annotation, molecular function: microtubule binding. Gene Ontology annotation, cellular component: mitotic spindle midzone; cytoplasm; spindle. Gene Ontology annotation, biological process: mitotic spindle midzone assembly; microtubule cytoskeleton organization. The coding region runs from base 153 to 1754 and encodes 533 amino acids. Lineage: Eukaryota; Metazoa; Nematoda; Chromadorea; Rhabditida; Onchocercidae. The record is from RefSeq and is a predicted model, not a curated record.